Messenger RNA from Patiria miniata (bat star), 2159 nucleotides. RefSeq lists its product as uncharacterized. NCBI's taxonomy places the organism in Eukaryota, Metazoa, Echinodermata, Asteroidea, Valvatida, Asterinidae. The transcript is spliced from 4 exons. The record is from RefSeq and is a predicted model, not a curated record. The coding region runs from base 368 to 1261 and encodes 297 amino acids.
ACAGUAUCACCAAGCCAUCCACUAUAGAAGAUUCUGUUGAAGUUCGCAGAAAUUUUCUGGGCAAAACAGUCGUUAAAAAAAUUGAAAAGAAGCAAUCACUUUAAGCCAUCCACUUUGAAAAAAAGUUGAUUCGCCACAGAAUUGAGUGAAGAUCAUGUUUACCUGUUGAAACGGACGUGCGAACAACAAUUGGUAUGCUUGCAGCAAGUUCCAGGUAACAACUUGAAUCGAACUUGGGAAUAAAAAGACGAACACGACGCACAGCCUCUAUAUAAUACCGGCGCAGUAACUAGUAGAAGUUGAUUCACAACUGGAAGAGCGAUAGGCGGAUUUUUGACGCAAGUAUAACUCAGCAUUUUAGUUAGACAUGGCAUCAAUGUUGGCAUUGAUGUGUAUCGUCUGCCUUACUGCACAGCAGGUCAUUGCUGAUACUCACACUACGUGUAGCCCUGAUCCACAGCACACCACUGUAUCAGCGGUACUGCAGGUGUCCUCCGCUGAUGUCGAAGCCAGGCAGGAGACUUCGUUCACUCUGAGGUCGGCAAGUUCCGCGCAACCGAUUUUGAACACCACACAGUCUUGUUCAGGCAACGCGGACCACGCCUCCGACGUCGUGGAAAUACUGCGAUCUCUGCAACAGACUGUGGAAGAACUGAAGACCGUUGUAGCUGAACUGUGCACCAAAGCACCAUGCGCUGCCGACGCCACUGACUCCCCGGUUGAGGAAGUGACUACAACUUUAACAGAAGUGACUACAACUGCCCCGCCUACAACGGCUGCACCAGAAUGCCAUAACUUCACGAUAAGCUACCAUAGCUAUAACUACAAGUUUGCAGCUCUGCCUCGCUCUUCCGAUGGGGGAGUUCUUGUCAGAUUCGCCGUGCGCGCUAAUAAUGACGCCCACAUUGCUCUCACCGGACAGAACGCCGACUCCGCCUUCAUGUACGAAAUCGUCAUCGGCGGAUGGGGUGACACGCGGUCGGUGAUUCGUCGGAGGAAGCAAGGAGCGAACCUCGCAACCGUACCCUCCGAAUCGACUGGAUGGUUGGACGAGGAGACCUUCAUGGACUUCUGGGUCAGCGCAACUCCCGGUACCAGCACUGCCGACUUGACCAUCGCGGUCGGUCGAGGCUCGGACACUGCGCCUUUCAUGAGUUACGUGGAUAGCUCGCCGCUUCCCGUAACCUACGUAGGGUUUAGUCUGUAUAACUCGGUCGGCGAAUUCGAGUUUUGUGGCCUUGAUUUAGUUUCCGGUUCUUAACUUUGAUAGAUGCAGUUAUUUUCAAGUGGACCCCGCUUGGCUUUCCAUAAUAAAAAGUAGCAAAAAGUUCAAAGUUCACAGCAUUUCAUUCUGAUAAACAACUCACCAAACAUCUGUAGGCUCCAACAAUAAAAACGUGAUGGAAAGAAAGUUCAAAGUAACCCAAUACACGUCUUUGGUGAUCAAACUUUCUCAUGAUAUCACUGUUCACUUCUUCAACAUUCUUUUUUUCAAUCGCUUUGACGGCCCCCUCCUUUAUUAACACAGUACACUUGCAAGUCCCAGAAAUGAAAUACAAAAACUAACAUUUCAACACACAAAAAUUCAAACAGUCUUCAAAACAAAAUGUGCAUAAAGUUGUGAAAAAUGUAAAACUGCUUUUUCUUUUUCUCAUCAAAUUUUGGUGCGAGUUCAAAGGGGAGAUCCGCCCACCAGUUAAGGAGGACGGGCGGUUCACUGAACACCGUACGUCAAACAUUGGACGGAAAAUUUCUCCUUGAUUUGUUCUUAUGUAAGUGAUUGAUGAUUUAAGGUCGGUAAAAUCCAGUAUGAUGGAAAGCUUAAGAUCACAAGUAAACAAAAACAAAGAAACCCUACAAAGAAACAGAAAAAAUUACUAUAAUAUUGAGUUCUGUGUUGCAUGUACAUUUCAUAAUGUUCAAAGUCUAUAAUGUAUACAUUAAACAAAUGCAUUUUAAAACGAAUAGGGCUUAUUAUCAUCAAUAUCUUUUUCCAAAUCGUCAUCAAGAAUUGCCAUAAUUAUUCGCUUCCCUGAUAUAUUGUGUAAGCAUCGUUUAAAAUUACCUCAAAGCUUUUGGCCUUACAUUUAUCAUAAUUGCUAAUGCAUGUAGAAUUAAAUGAUUACAAUGGCAUACAAAAUGAUAUUGCUAUUAUUAUG